Molecule: messenger RNA, 2946 nt
Organism: Oncorhynchus gorbuscha (pink salmon)
Lineage: Eukaryota; Metazoa; Chordata; Actinopteri; Salmoniformes; Salmonidae
Product: tripartite motif-containing protein 55-like
Exons: 9
Coding region: 228-1280 (350 amino acids)
Molecular function (GO): zinc ion binding
Source: RefSeq, a predicted model, not a curated record
CUAAAAACAGCCCUGACACCCGCUCGAGCAGCCAGUUUGGGUGCCACACUAUACUCAGUGUGAGGAACAGGUUGAACCGGAGCAAUUACCGUGGACCUACAUUUCAAUUUUACUCUGAAAUAAGCGGCUUGGGACGUUAUAAUGCCGAAUUAACCAUUUCUUAUUAUUCAUUUGACACUUUUAACGUCUUAACGCAGUGAGUGGGUGUGUAUCAGAAGAGAAACGUCAUGGACAAUUUGGAGAAGCAGUUGAUUUGUCCCAUCUGCCUGGAAACAUUUACCAAACCAGUGGUCAUUUUACCGUGUCAACACAACCUGUGUAGAAAGUGUGCCAAUGAUAUCUUUCAGGCCUCCAACCCAUACCUCCCAACCAGAGGGGGGUCAGUGACCUCCGGUGGCCGUUUCCGGUGCCCGUCCUGCAGGCACGAGGUGGUCCUGGACCGCCAUGGGGUCUACGGGCUCCAGAGGAACCUGCUGGUGGAGAACAUCAUCGACAUGUUCAAACAGGAGUCCACCAGCAGCGCCAAGCCAGCGGCCCCAGAGAGGACAGAGGAGCAGGCCAUGUGCCAAGAGCACAAGGAGGAGAAGAUCAACAUCUACUGUGUGACCCACAGCGUUCCCACCUGCUCCAUGUGCAAGGUGUUUGGAGCCCACCAGGACUGUGAGGUGGCGCCGCUCAAAAGCAUGUACCAGACACAGAAGACGGAGUUGACUGACGGGAUAGCGAUGAUGGUGGGGAACAACGACAGGAUCCAGGGCAUCAUCAGUCAGUUAAAGGAGACCUGCCGGACCAUAGAGGAGAAUGGCAGGAGGCAGAAGUCCCAGCUGUGUGAGAAGUUUGACCAUCUGUACGCCAUCUUGGAGGAGAGGAAGAGGGACUUAAGUUCUAAGGUGGUGGCCGAGCAGGAAGAGAAGCUCAACUACAUUCGUGGUUUAACCAAGAAGUACAAAGAGCACCUGGAGCGGAGCUGUAAGACCGUAGAGACAGGCAUACAGACCUUGGAGGAACCAGAGAUGGCUGUCUUCUUACAGACUGUAAAAGACCUCCUUAAAAGGACUGGGGAGGCGUCGAGUACCUCCCACCUGGAGAAGGUGGAGCAAGGAUAUGAGGCGAUGGAUCACUACACUGUUAACUUCUGGAGAGAGGGCAGGGCCCUGCGUAGCAUUGACUUCAUCUCAGAUGACGAAGAUGAGUAUGAGGAGGUAGAUGGGGGAAAGGCAGAGGCUGAAGUAGGAGGUGGAUCCUCAACAGCUGCCCCACUCCCAUCCCCCGCCCCUUAACUCAGCCAACCACAGAGCACAGCCAACCAUCAGCCAUGGCCCAAACAGAGAUGGAGAGGAAGUGAGACAGACUCCCUCAUUUUUUUCUGGUUCCUAUAGAGUCAAUGAACUAAGCAGACCAAACCCAGCUGCUAAUGCAUUGAAGCCUAUGUGAGAGCCACCUCGUUAAUCAGACCGGAACUGAUCCUUUCCUUUUCAGUGGUAAACGGCCUGAGAGGGACAUCUUAACUUAUCCACCAUCUUUGGUCCAGACUCAAAGAUACUUCUUGCAGGAGUAGGAUGAAGUUGCCCCUGGACAUUGUUCUAAUGUCAGUUUUGAGUUUUCCCCUCCUCAUGGUUAAGGUUAGGAUUGGGGAAAGCUAAGCUGAUCCAUGAUCAGUGCCUAUGGACAACAUCUACCUGAAGCACACCUGCACAGGUAAUAGAUAGAUCCUUCUGACACACAACUCUCCCGGGACUUCCUCCCAAAGCUGUGGUUGGAUGCAGCUGGAUGUGGACAUGUUUUUUUCCCAAUAGGAGUGCAUUUCAGGAGUCAGGAAGUUCACUAUAGGAAGACUUUUUAGCCUGAUUAAAUUUGAUUUGUUAAAGAAAUAUGCUAACAAAGUAGUUUUUUGUGGCUAAUUUUAGUUUUCCCUCAGACUGCCGUUGUAGAGUUUUGUCUGAGCAGCAGUGUUGUUUCUUUAAUGAAGUUGGCAAGAUGCCACCGUCUGAACUACAUCAUUAGAGAAUAUCAUCAGCUGAACAUCUCACAAGAACUUCCAGAAGAUUUUUCUGCCUUUUAUUGUUUUUUUUUUUACUGAAAAAGUAUACAAAUAUAUAUAUGUAUUUGGUUACAUUAUGAAUUCACAUAGUAUAAUAAUAUAUACAGUACCUUCAGAAAGUAUUCAUACCCCUUUACUUUUUCCACAUUUUGUUGUUACAAGGUGGGAUUCAAAUUGAUUUCAUUUUUGUCAACGAUCUACAUAAAACACUGUAAUAUCAAAGUGAAAAAUUAAAUUAGAACAUUUGUAAAAUAUUUAUGAAAAAUGUAUGAGUCAUGUUAGAAUCACCUUGGCAGCAAUUACAGCUCAGUCUUUCUGGGUAAGUCUCUAAGAGCUUUCCACACCUGGAUUGUACAAUAUUUGCUCAUUUAAAAAUAAAACAAACUUCAAUCUCUGUGAAGUUGGUUGUUGAUCAUUGCUAGACAGCCAUUUUAAAGUCUUAAUAUAGAUUUUCAAGCCUAUUUAAGUCAGAACUUUAACUAGGCCACUCAGUAACAUUCAAUGUUGUCUUGGUAAGCAACUCCAGUGUAUAAUUGGCCUUGUGUUUUAGGUUAUUGACCUGAUAAGAGCAUUUUCCUCCCAGUGUUGGAAAGCAGACUGGAUCAGGUUUUUCUCUAGGAUUUUCUCUGUGCUUAGUUCCAUCCUGUUUAUUUGUAUACCUCCUAAAACUCCCUAGUUAUUGUUGAUGACAAGCAUACCCAUAACAUGAUGCAGCCACCACCUUGCUUGAAAAUAUGAAGAGUGGUACUCUGUGGUUUUGUUCUGUUCAAUUUUCCACCAAUAUAAUGCUUUGUAUUCAGGACAUAAAGUACAUUUCUUUUGCAGUUUUUUUUUGCAGUUUUACUUUAGUGCCUUAUUGCAAACAGGAUGCAUGUUUUGGAAUAUUUGUAUUCUGUACAGGCUUC